AUGUCGCCUUUACGUACCCUCGGUCAACAACAUGGCGGCCUCCUUGCAGCUGGGUCGUCAAGGAAUACUAUUUGGAUUACGAUUUAACCUAAUUAAACAAUGUCAACGGACGACAACCCCGUGGCUGCCCCAUGCCAGGACCUUCCACCGGUGUCCGGCCCUCCUUGGUGUCGCACCUCUCAAAGUCGAAAUGCCGGCUCUUUCCCCCACUAUGGAGGAGGGAACUAUCGUCAAAUGGCUGAAAAAGGAAGGUGAGGAGGUAGCCGCAGGAGACGCACUGUGUGAGAUCGAGACGGACAAGGCCGUGGUUACCAUGGAGUCCAGCGAUGACGGAGUCCUGGCAAAGAUCUUGAUGGAGGAGGGCAGCCGCGGCGUCCCCCUGGGCACCCUCAUUGCCCUGAUGGUGGAGGAAGGGGAGGACUGGAAGCAGGUGGAGGUCCCCCCUCCGACGGCCCCUCCUGCAGCCCCAGCUGCCGCCGUCGCUGCCUCCGUCGCACCUCCACCUGCUCCUGCCCAGCCCCCACCCGCACUACCGCCCGCAGUCCACACUAUCAGCUCAGCACUACUGCGUCUGAGCCCAGCGGCGAGGAACAUCCUGGACACCCACGGCCUGGACCCCCGCCUGGCCACGCCCACCGGUCCUAGAGGACUCAUCACCAAGGAAGAUGUUCUGAACCUGCUUAAGGGGACCCCUUCCUCUGGAGCCGCCGUACCCGUGGCCGCGCCCACCGCCCCUGCUGCCCCCCCGGCCUACACCCCCGCCACGGGCCUCAGACCCAACAUACCUCCGCUCUCCAUCCCUGGGAAGCCCGGCGCUCCGGGCACCUUCACCGACCUCCCAGCCUCCAACAUCCGGCGCAUCAUCGCUCAGCGGCUGACCGAGUCCAAGACCACCAUCCCCCACGCCUACGCCAGCGUGGACUGUGACAUGGAGGCCGUCAUGAAGCUACGCAAAGACCUGGCCAAAGAACAGGUCAAAGUUUCUGUCAACGACUUUGUCAUCAAAGCGGCCGCAGUCACGCUCAAAGAAAUGCCGGAGGUAAAUGUCACCUGGUCCGGGGACGGACCCCUGGCGCUGGACUCCAUCCACAUCUCCAUCGCCGUGGCGACGGAGAAAGGGCUCAUCACCCCCAUCAUUAGGGACGCAGCCGACAUGGGGGUCCAGGAGAUUUCUGCCACUGCUAAGGCGUUGGCCCAGAGGGCUCGGGACGGGAAGCUGAAGCCAGAAGAGUACCAAGGGGGAUCGUUCAGCAUCUCCAACCUGGGCAUGUUCGGCAUCAGCGGCUUCAGCGCGGUCAUCAACCCGCCCCAGGCCUGCAUCCUGGCGGUGGGGGGGUCGCGGGCGGAGCUGCGGCCGUCGGCCGACCAGCAGACCCUGCGCACCCAGCAGCUGAUGACCGUCACUCUGUCCAGCGACGGGCGGCUGGUGGACGAUGCCCUGGCCUCGCGCUUCCUGGAGAAACUCAGGGCCAACCUGGAGAAGCCCCAGCGCAUGGCCCUGGUCUGAUGAGCGCGAGGAGGGGGAGAGAUACAGUGGGGGAGAGGGGGGAGAGAGAGAGACGCAGGGAUAGUCUGUCAGACCAACCAAUCACCUCUACAAUGUUCAAACUUCACAGGGAGACAGGAGCAGGGGUGGGGAGGAAGGGUUGGGAGAGAGAGAGCAACAACAACAAGGCACUCGCAAAAGGGCCGCGAUAAAGCCUGGCUCUACAUAAAGGUUUCACAUCGCGGGUUAAUCCUCCGUGUUGACGAGGAGCAUAUUCCCCGCUCUGAUCCCUGUGUCUCACUCUGUGUUUCAUGGCUCCUCUGUACAUCGUUUCUAGUGUUUAACAGUCCAGCUCUUCUGCGGCUGAACCCUGGCCUUUUAAAGUCCCUGAUCAGCAGGUGGGGGGGCAGCUUAACACUGGACAGCUUCUAGAGGGGGGGCCCGGACUUUAGAGCAGCCAACCCGGCCAAAUGUUACUAUUACUGUGGAGGAGAAGUCAUCUUUUAGGAGUAGGAAGGUGAGCAACGUCAAUUUACAAAUAUGUCCCUUCUUCCGAUGGGAAAUUAAUUCUGUGUAAAUAUCGAAUAGUUCAAAAAUAAAGUUCUCUGUUUCUAAUUGCAAACUCUAUCUUAAUUUAUUUUGCAAUUAGUUUCAACCUUCAAUAAAUACUGUUUUCCCGGCCCCGUUUGUAUAUUUUUUCUCCAGUUUUGAUGCGAUGACCUUGCACAUCUGUCCGCUCUCUGUGUGAGGGCGAAGCCGCGUUGGUAUUCUUUGGUCCUACUGACUGGUGCAUCUGUUGUCGUGGAGGAACACCAAAUCCAGGCGAUCGCUCGGUGCUUCUGUAACUUUAUUUAACAUGAAACCUUUGUGAACUUCUUUCAGAAUGUAUCAGUCGAAUCAAUGUGUACAAACAACAAGGUAAUAAAGAGGCGUGUGGUGUCUUUGAUGCCACUAACAUCCCGUCUGUGUCCUCCUGAAAUGUUUAACAGCCACCGACGCUGAAUGCAGAUUGUUGUGUUUUUGGUUUGUGUUAUAAUUGAUCUUGACUGGGAAUAAUAGGGCUCGUUCCAACCUGAACAAUUAGCUUGUCGGAGAGAGUCGUUUGAUCUUGGCUCACAGAUUAAUGGACCAGAUGUUGCUCAAACCCUUUGUGUCAGCUUGGAUAGCACCUGCGUUAUUGUGGAUGGACAAUGUUACAAGCACCUGCUACAGAAUUCACUCCAUCCUCCUUUUUCCUGGUGACUGCUCUGUCUCCGCACUGAGAUUAGACUAGCAGGGCACUUUAUAAAUCCCAGGUGGGGGAUUUCAGGUGCACAUGGGGAAAUAAUAAAACAUGAAAAUUAUAGGCAAUUUAAAAAGACAUGCAGACAAUUCAUCUGUGUACACAAUAUGAGCAGUAUUGAUAAUUGAUUUAUAUUGUGCAUUUUGAAUUACUCAAAGACGCUUUACAGAGUUAACACAAAAUAAAAUUGUUUAAUAAAAACAUGGGAGUAAAAAGCUUAUAAUAAAGGAAGGGCAGAGAAGGGAAGGAGGUUUUGUGGUGAAAGCUUUUUUCGAAGUAGCAAUGUUCAUGUAAAUGCAACCAAUUAAUGGCAACAUUAUAGACCGUUGAGGUAGAGAAGCACAUGUACAGUAAUUGUUGACUUGGGUCAUCCACAUUGCCUUUAGAGGUUAACAAGCCUAACCCUAUUUUUUAUUAUGAGGCUGCAGCCAGCAAUUCAUGCUCACUCUCCUUUGAUAUAAUUCUGCUUUGAAGAGUCUAGUGCUGCUCAUAUAUUCAUUUGACUGCUGGCCGACGCACAAGAACCAGGAAUUUCCAUCAAACUUAAUUUAAUCAAAGCAAAGGGAGGAGAGUUAAAAUUGCUGAUAGUAGCUUCACUCUAAAGACCAAGCAGUUGGUGUUCUCUAGAUAUAGGAGGCUUCUGCUUCUCCUGUAAACGUCUUGAAAAGCCUAAUCUAUACAUCUCCAUCCGUCUGCAGCUGCAUCGCCCACACCCUGCAGAGGAGGAGGUGUGAGCCACAGAAUGUGUUUGUGUUGGUGGCCACGCACCAGCUGUCGCAAGGAGAUACGCUGGUGCCUGAACCGGCCAGAGAUAUGAUGGACAAAAGAAAGAAUAUUAUCCACCUCCAUCGUCACAUGAAAAAUAUCCUGUUAGAGUCUUCUCGUUAAACUGUUAUCGUGUUUGUGUAAGUACGCUUCGACUGAGGAUAAAGGAAGGGGGAAAGCGAGGUGGACCCAGGUUGCGUUCCUGCCAGUGCUUGCUGUAAGUGUUUUAUAAAGUGUCAAUCUAUUAACUGUUGCGUCAUUUGGGACGCGGCAGGUGAGGGAGGAACGUCUGAAGGAGCAUGCCUCCCACGCGAACAUGAAUGUG
Gadus chalcogrammus (walleye pollock) is the source of this 3858-nucleotide messenger RNA. It is a transcript of the gene pdhx, whose product is annotated as pyruvate dehydrogenase complex component X. The coding region runs from base 32 to 1507 and encodes 491 amino acids. The transcript has 11 exons. The record is from RefSeq and is a predicted model, not a curated record. NCBI's taxonomy places the organism in Eukaryota, Metazoa, Chordata, Actinopteri, Gadiformes, Gadidae. Gene Ontology annotation, cellular component: pyruvate dehydrogenase complex; mitochondrion. Gene Ontology annotation, biological process: pyruvate decarboxylation to acetyl-CoA. Gene Ontology annotation, molecular function: acyltransferase activity.